This is a messenger RNA of Ustilaginoidea virens, 1440 nucleotides long. RefSeq lists its product as uncharacterized. Gene Ontology annotation, molecular function: structural constituent of ribosome. The record is from RefSeq and is a predicted model, not a curated record. The transcript has 2 exons. NCBI's taxonomy places the organism in Eukaryota, Fungi, Ascomycota, Sordariomycetes, Hypocreales, Clavicipitaceae. Bases 1 to 1440 code for a protein of 479 amino acids. Gene Ontology annotation, cellular component: mitochondrial small ribosomal subunit.
AUGGCCUCGUCGGCGACGGCCUCGCUCCGCGGCCUCGUCCGGUCGUCGUCGUCGGCGGCGGCGGCGGCGGCGGCGGCGGCGUCCUCGUCCAUGCCCGUCGCGCCUCGCCUCCAUCCCGCCUUCUCCCUCCCGCGAGCCUCCUUCUCGACCAGCCACCCCGUCGCCGCCGCGCCGCCUCCCACCAUCCGCAGCCGGCGGGACCUGCCCCACAAGGUGAAGAAGACGUUCAAGAAGAGGGCCGUGGCCGUGGCCGUCAAGAAGCCCGGCCCGGGGGAGCGCAAGGCCUUCCGCAAGCGCAUCCAGCUCAGCAACAACAACGCCCUCCCCGUCCAGGGCCUCGAGGACAUGGGCCCGGACACCCUGGCCCGGCCCGAGAGCAGGGGCAGCAUGGUGGCCGUCCCGGACAGGGUGGUGGACCAGCUGAGAGCCCUCGAGGCAUUCAAGACGACGCAGACGUGGAGCCUGUUCAGACGGCCGCACUUCCUGGUGAGGGACGAGACGGUCCGGCUGGUGGGCCGGAUGCAGGCUUCGCUGGACGCCAAGGACUCGCUCAAGUGCGUGCUUACCGGCAGCAAGUUGUCGGGGAAAAGCCUGGUGAUGCUGCAGGCCAUGGCGCACGCUCUGAUCAACGGCUGGGUUGUUGUGCACAUUCCCGAAGGCCAGGACCUUAGCAACGGAAACACCGAGUACGCGGCCAUCGAGGGCACCGCGCCCCCGCAGUUCUCCCAGCCCGUCUACUGCCUCAGGCUCCUCCAAAACAUCCACAAGGCCAACCAAGCGGUUCUCGCAACGCUUCCCCUGAGGCAGGACUGGUCCCGCCUGGCCGCGCACCUCCACAGGAACGCCACCCUGGCCGACCUCGUCCUCAGCGCCAAGGAAAGCGAGUACGCCUGGCCUACCCUCCACGCCCUGUGGACCGAGCUCACCCAGCCUGGCCAGCCCCCCGUUCUGCUCGCCCUCGAUGGCCUCGCGCACGUGAACAAGGUCAGCGCGUACCGCGACCCCCUGUUCAACCCCGUGCACUCCCACCAGCUCUCGCUCGUCCGCCUCUUCGUGGACGCGCUCUCGGGCAAGACCAGGCUGCCCAACGGUGGCGCCGUGGUCGCCGCCACGUCCGAGAACAACACCCACCGCCACCCGUCGCAGGAACUGGUCCUGUCGCAGCUGGAGGCUGGCCAGGCCGGUCGCCAAGUCCCCCAGCCAGACCCCUAUGAGCGCAACUACGACGAGCGCGUCUACAGCGCCCUCAAAAACAGCCACGUCAUCAGAGUCGGCGGCGUGUCCAAGGACGAGGGCAGGGUUCUUAUGGAAUACUGGGCUUCGAGCGGGAUGCUGCGUAGCGUUCUAGACUCUAGAGUCGUGGCGGAGAAGUGGGCGCUUGGCGGUCAUGGCAUUGUCGGGGAGAUGGAAAGAGCCGCGUUGAUGACCAUGAGGAUCUAG